Molecule: messenger RNA, 2659 nt
Organism: Scophthalmus maximus (turbot)
Lineage: Eukaryota; Metazoa; Chordata; Actinopteri; Pleuronectiformes; Scophthalmidae
Exons: 8
Coding region: 408-1799 (463 amino acids)
Source: RefSeq, a predicted model, not a curated record
AAUCAAAGGCAACGGUAACUUACAUGAUGACUUGCGUCCCUUCUCGUCAUAUACAUACUCUUCUACUUCGGAUCGCUGCCGCAAUGAAUUGUGGGGCGUCUAUUUCGCCUUUCCUUUUGCAAAGUUAGGUCCAGUGUACCCUAUGCUAAAGGAGAUAGAAAAAGGUAGCAUUGGAGCACCUAUCCUAAGCAUUUAAAGAAUUCGAACAGUUGUUAUCACAGCUGCCGAUGAAAUACUUAUGUCAUUUUACUCAGUUAGGAAUCUUCCUACGCAAAUUAGACAAUUCGACUGCACCCACUCUCACGUGAUCUCUAAUCACAGAAACAUGACCUCUCGGUGACCUCUGACGGGCCCGAAAAUGCGGCUCUGUGAUUGGCCGAGCGGACUAGCCUCGCAGACGGGUGAAGAUGACUGCCGUAGUGCUGUUGCUGCUCGGACUCUCCGCUGGUCCUGGACCCUCUGAGUCCGGCUCCGCUCCGGGACCGGGACCGGAGCCGGACUCAGGGCGCGGCAGGAUGGAACUGCGGCGCGUGCAGGGCCUCGCCUCUCAGCCCAGGUACGGAGAGUGCUGGGCGCAGGCUCUGGAGCACCUGGACACGCGCUGUAAGGACAUGACGUCGGAGAGCCAGAGCCGGAUAGCGCUUAAGUUCACCCACUGUCACCUGAGCAGCUCUGGUAGGGAUUUCCCAUCGUGCCCUGACGGCUCCGAGGUCAGCAGGUGUACAGGUGGGAUGGACGCUGUGGCCUUCAACGCCUACACGGAGUUCUUCACCCACACUCACUCCAUCUGUCACUUCCUGCAGUCGGAUGCGUGGCAGAGCCGAGCAGAAAACACCAUGCACAGGUUAACAGAGAGUUCAGCAGGUGUCGCUGAGCAGCUUCAGUCCACCAGGCAGAUGGCACAGGAGCUCAUUGAGGCCCAGAGUGAGGCCUUGCAGGCGCAGCAGGAGAUCCUGAACAAUGGGGAGGAGCUGAGAGUCACCCUGCAAGACUCGACACAGGGCCUGCGGUCGGUCUUCUCAGAGCUCAGUAGCGUGUCUAGGGAGCAGCAGGUGGCACUGUCUGAGCUCUUUAACAGAGUUUCCUUCCUGCAGAGUUUCCUGUUGAUGGAGGCUCAUAGCCUGAGCUCCUGCUGCUACAACGCUGCUGCUCUCUGCACCUCCUUCCUACUCACCUCUACGCAGCGCUCCUCGAGAGCAAGGUUAGCGUUGUUGUGUCUGGUGUGUUUAAAUUUCUACCUGGAGAGAAAAAUCUACCAGUUUGUGAUGAGCUCUAAUCAUCCUGAGCACAAACACAUGGAGCUGCUCGCCGCGUACGUUGGCAUGCUGCGGCGGCUCAUGCUGUGUGUCGGACUGUGUGUUCUGCUGUACGCGUGUGUUCGCUACAGAGACCCGGUGCAGCAGAGCCUGCAGCUACUGCAGCAGCUCAGGGAGACGCAGCGCCGCCUGCAGGAGGCACUACAUCGUGCAGAGCGUCUCGGAGAGAGACAGGAGAUGACUCGGGUAAAGUUUGGUGAAGAAAAGGACAGAGGAGACAAAGACGAUGUCCUUAGUCUGAGCCGUCGUGUCCUCCCGAGAUCAGAGAAAAGAAGACAAGCGGAUGACCUGUCUCACCUCUCACACACAGGUCGGAGGACAGCUGACGUGACCCCACUGCCAUACACUACCCACAAUGCCUCAGUGAGUCCAAGCCAGCGUCCUUGUGGCCCCCCUUCCUCCCCUCUGGUCUAUAGUAUCCUGGUGGAGGACAAACAGGUAGAUCAGAUGCGAUUAUUUGAGUUGAAAGUUAUAAUCCUCUAGAUACAUUUAUAAAAGCCUUUUGAUGUGUUCACAGAAAAGAAGCUGAAACUAGCUCAACUUGAGGAGAAAAACUCCUGCAUCAUGUUCACGUAUUAUUAGCCAUAGCAAAUAAUAAAUUAAGACCAUUAUGGAGGUUCUGAUCCUGGUGGCAGCUCAAUGUCCAUCCUUUAUGUAAAAGGUAAUAUCAUAUCAAUUGUUUUGAUUUCCUGGUUAAAGAUAAUUUUAUGUAGUUCCCAAGCCGGUCUUAUGUACAGUUCAGAUGAUAACACUGAGUUGCCAUUUUAACAUAACAAAAUACACCACCUAAUGUGUCUUUGCCCUAAAUAUAAGAAUAGAACUUUAAAGGGCAAGACAAAGUAACCAUGUCAAUUAAAAUAGGAUAUGGUCAAAUACCUGAGCAUUGAUGUGGUGAAAUGAUAUCCGAUUCACAUAAUCCCCCUCAUGUUCUCCUAGGUGCGCUUUAAUGGGGAUGUGUGUGUUAUAGCCAAUUACCAUGGCAACAUGCAUUGGGUUAAAUCUAUGCAUCUUCCAUAGUACGGGUUGACCAGGAAGUUACCCCUGAAGAAGUUACCCUAAAAAGGCAGUAACCCUUUGUCGUACAGGCCUCAACUCACAAUCAUACAACAAUGUGUUUUUACUCACACUGAACCAAUGAGAUGUUACAAGGGCAACCACAGACUGAAAUCCUACGACCUCUGACCUCUGCUGUUUCACUCUCUGCACACUCAGUGUCGUUACAGCCUGAGGAGCCGGCGAUCGGAGACUCUCUGAAUCUUGCUAUGACAUUGCCAAUAUGACAUCACGGAGACAACGUCAUAAGCUUUUAUGUUUCAUGUCAAUAAAGUUGAGUUUUAAACAGA